CCGACCCGAGCAAGAAGUCCACGCGAGAGAAAGGCGAUCACACAAGUCCCCAGCAAGCGCGGGAGGGAAGAAAAAUACAAUCGCGUUUUCUUCGACCGAGUGACGUUGAUUUGCAUAUCCACUUCCACUCCUUCCUCAUUUGCAUACAGCAAGAAAUGGCGAGCGGGCAUCCCACAGACAAAUUCAGUUUCAUGUAUCAACCAGACACGCACAAGAGCAAAAACAGGUUGUCUUCAGCUAUGAAUCCAGUCUACAGCCCUGUUCAACCUGGAACCCCCUAUGGGAACCCCAAGAACAUGGCCUUCGCAGGCUAUCCAGGGGGGUAUCCCACGACGGCACCCACAUAUACGCCAAAUCUAUAUCAAACGGGAAGCCCCGGGUAUCCACCUGGAUACACUGCAGCAGGCACCCCAUACAAAGUGCCACCGACUCAGUCAAAUGGAGCACCUCCUCCCUAUACCCCAACCCCGACACCAUACCCUACAGCUAUGUAUCCCAUCCGCAGUGCCUACCCACAGCAGAACCUGUACACACAGGGCGCAUAUUAUACCCAACCGGUGUAUGCAGCUCAGCCACAUGUGAUCCAUCACACCACUGUGGUGCAACCAAACAGCAUCCCAUCCACAGCCCUCUACCCAGCCCCCGUCCCUGUACCCACUCCUCGAAACAAUGGCAUGGCUGCCAUGGGGAUGGUCGCCGGGACAACCAUGGCCAUGAGUGCAGGGACACUGCUGACAACACCCCAGCAUGCCCCUAUUGGCGCGCACCCCGUUACUGUGCCCACUUACAGGCCCCAGGGCACACCUGGGUACAGCUACGUUCCACCUCACUGGUAGAGCCCACCAGUUUAUAUCUGGAGUCCGCCAUCAUAUGCAACUGCUCAAAUCUGACCCAGACUCCUGGUAACCAUGGGAACUCAGCACCAUGUCUGCAGAACAAAACUAAAGUGCAACAGCC
Messenger RNA from Hippocampus comes (tiger tail seahorse), 957 nucleotides. It is a transcript of the gene fam168a, whose product is annotated as family with sequence similarity 168 member A. Bases 156 to 836 code for a protein of 226 amino acids. The transcript is spliced from 8 exons. NCBI's taxonomy places the organism in Eukaryota, Metazoa, Chordata, Actinopteri, Syngnathiformes, Syngnathidae. The record is from RefSeq and is a predicted model, not a curated record.